GUAGCCGUAGAAGUCUUACGCACGGAGAGACGCAACAAAGUCAUCAAAACAGAGAAGAAGAAGCGGAAGAGCACCGAGAAGAAGCUCGAAAAAGCUAAUACGAGCAAAGAAGACUACCGCGCCUUAGCAGUUAGCCUUCAAGACCAAAUCAAUAAACUCGAGCUCGAGAUCAGGGAACUUGCCCAACAACUCCACGAAGGCAAGGAGAAUAAGAAGAGACUCGUAAAGAAAUACGACGAGUUUCAUGCCAAGGUCAAGAUAGCCGCGAAGAGGGCAGUCGAGCAGCACGACAAAGACGAGACGCUAAUUAGGCAGCUAAAAAGGGACGCCAAGGGGAGGGCGAAACAUCAUAAUAACGAUCCUAAGCUCCAACGAUUCCUCGGGAACGACCUCCCCAACGAUCAGUCCAGUGACUCCGACUCUAAGAACCUCCCGGCUAACCGUAGAAGGAGGGAGAGGGCAGAGACGCCCUUAUCGAAUAUCACCUCCCAGAACGGUUCUCAUGCCAAACGACCACCCAAGACUAAUACCUUUAACGGAAAGGACCGCUCGAGAUACCCGGAGUGGUAUAAGAAACUCCUCAUCAAUAUAAAGAGUUACGAAGCCUGGUUUAGAGGAGAUAACAACAAGAAGAUCGAUUACCUUCUUACCUCUAUAGAAGGACAGGUUCACGAAAGCUUACGACCUACCUUCGGAGUCACCGCCCGCGAGAAGCGCCAGAGCAGGGGGAAUAACGAGAAGUUCUACGAGUUCUACACCAAGUUCAUCACCCCGAUCCAGCAGCUUGACCCGGAUAAGAUCGAGAAGUGCGAGAGACUAAGAGAAUCCCUCUCGAAGCGCUACUUGUCAAAGAUCUCUACAGGGAGACCCAUCAACAACUUCCCUGAGUUGUAUAGAGUUCUAUGGGAACUAGACAAUAAGUUCCAGACAUACGACAUAAUGUUCAAAAGUGAUAUAACGAAGUCUGGAGGCAGACGAAACAGUCCUACGUCUACUAGUUCUACUAACCCUAAGCCACGUAACUCCUACAAAGGAGGAGAACUCGGUAAAUCUUCCAAACCUUUAGACAAGAUAACCGAUUCGGAACUAAGAACCUACCGCAACGCAUUGCCGAAAGGCGCUAAAGUUAACAACAAGUAUAGAAGAGAAGGAGAAGUGGGAGGGAGGAAUGUCAAUUACUUAGCCGACACAGGCGCUUCUGCCUACGCCUUUGUGGACCCAAGGUUGGUUAAGAACUUAGGACUAGAAACGCUAACGAUAAAGAAACCGAGGCCCCUAUUCUUGGCCGAUGGAACAGUAACGAACGAAAUGCUCACGCACCAAGCUCUCGUUACCUUCAACCUCCAAGGACACACUAAGGAGAUGUUAGCGUAUGUCAUAAACCUCGCCAAGGGUAUAGACCUCAUUCUCGGAAUGCCGUGGUUCGAGCUACACAACCCAGAGAUCGAUUUCAGCACCAGGAGCCUCACAUUCAACUCAAGGUACUAUUACGCCAAAUGUCUUACGGGCAAGGCAGUACGGAUCUCUGGCCCCAACCCCAAGAAGAAGAAAGAGACCUCCCCGAUCAAGCAAAGAAGGGAGGAGGGAAAGGAGGAUAUCGACUGGCUGGGAGCCAACGACUUCCUCACAGAAGUCCAGAAGGAAGGAACUUGCGUCUAG
Messenger RNA from Diplodia corticola, 1659 nucleotides. Its product is annotated as retrotransposon-derived protein peg10 isoform 1. The record is from RefSeq and is a predicted model, not a curated record. Lineage: Eukaryota; Fungi; Ascomycota; Dothideomycetes; Botryosphaeriales; Botryosphaeriaceae. The annotation marks the transcript as partial. The transcript is spliced from 3 exons.